AGAGGAAUAUUCAUAAUGCUCUGUUGAACAAAUAAUUGAGGCACGUUCCUUGGCUCCAGUAGUCCCUAGCUUAUCUAAUUUCGACAUUAUAUACUUAAGAGGAGAGGCGAGAGCACACUCAUCCAACAAUUUCAUAUUCAUCUCUAUUCUUUGCUCUUUCAAUUAUAACCGAGUUCUAAGUUCUAACACGAAAAAUGGCUGAGGCACUUAUCUCUGUGGUUCUAGAGCAACUGGCUUCAAUAGUGUUUGAACACACAAAACAAGCGGUGACACUCGUUUUGAAUGCUGAGGAAGAUGUUCAUAGUUUCCGCAGCAAUCUCGAAGCCAUUCAAGCUGUGCUGGAGGAUGCAGAGAAGAAACAAGUGACGGAGGCCAGAGUGAGAAUCUGGUUGCAAAAGCUCAAAGAUGUAUCGUACGAGAUGGACGACGUCCUAGACGAGUGGAACACUGAAAUUUUGAAACAACAAGUGGAGGAAGGCAAUAAGAAGAAGGUAUGUUUCCCCAUGCCCUCUGGUUGCUUUUGUUUUGGCCAAGUCAAUAAGGUCAUUCAUCAUCAUAACAUAGCUAGAAUGAUAAAGCAACUGAAUGAGAAGUUAACUUCGAUUGCUGCUGAAAAAGCCAUGUAUGGCUUUCAUCCAUCCGCCAUAGGUGGCCAUGAUGAUCGGCAGUUUAUUCAACGACCGAAGACUUCAUCUUUGGUCGAUCUAUCUAAGAUAUUUGGCCGAGAAGAAGAAAAAGAGAUGUUGUUGAACAAGUUGUUGAGAGAGAGUAGCCCAGAAGGGGGGCGGUUCCUUGUCAUCCCUAUUGUAGGGAUGGGAGGGAUGGGGAAAACAACUCUUGUCCAAUUAGCCUAUAACCAUGAAAAGGUUGCAGCCCAUUUUGAUAAGAAAGUAUGGGUUUGUGUCUCAGACCCUUUUGAUGAGAUUAAAAUUGCCAAAGCGAUCAUUGAGAGUCUAGAUAAAAAUGAAACCCAAAAAAAUUCAGAUGAGUUGGAAACCCUACUCAAUUGUAUAAAGACUCAUGUUGAGAGUAAGAAGUUCCUCCUAGUCCUAGAUGAUGUGUGGACUGAAGACCAAACCAAGUGGGAAAGUUUGCAAUUAUCAGUAAUAAUGCAGAGUUGUGAAAUAGGGAGUACAAUACUGGUUACCACGCGAAAACAAAGGGUUGCUGAAAUGAUGCGAGCGACCAACAUGAUCCAUUUGGACAAGUUGAGCGAUAUGGAUUGUCUAGCAUUGUUCAAUUGCUUUGCACUUUUGGAUAGGGAAGAAGAUAAGACUAAUGGGUUUGGAGCUAUUGGUGAGGAAAUUGUGAAAAAGUGUAAAGGUUUGCCUCUUGCUGCAAAGACUUUAGGUAGUCUAGUGUGGUAUAAGAAAACAAGAGAGGAAUGGCGGGAUGUUCUGAAUAGUAAGAUAUGGGAACUAGAAGAAGUUGAGGAACAAGUUUUCCGACCACUGUUACUAAGUUAUUAUGAUUUGGCUCCUGCAGUCAAAAUGUGUCUUUUGUAUUGUGCAAUAUUUCCCAAAGAUUAUGAGUUCCGAAAAAAAAAUUUGAUUGAUCUUUGGAUGUCACAAAAUUAUCUUAAUUCAAAGGGAAAAAAAGAAAAGAGAAGAAUAGGUCAAAGUUAUUUUGAAAGUCUAACAAUGCGGUCUUUCUUUCAAGAUUUUAAAAAAGAUGGGAUGGGAAAUGUUUAUGAGUGCAAAAUGCAUGAUAUAGUGCAUGACUUUGUGCAGUUUCUUACCCAAAAAGAAUGCACUAUUAUAGAAGCAGUCAAGGGUGCUAAUCAAAGAGUGGAGCUACCGGGUGAUUAUAAGGGUCGUCAUUUGACUUUAACAAGUUUACCCGAAGGUCCACUUUCAUUUCCUACUUCAUUUGACAACUGCAAAAAUAUGCGAACCCUCACACUCCUUGAUUCAAGCAUUACAACCAUAAGCCCCGGUUCAAUUGUGCAAAUGAAAUGCCUGAGGACAUUGAAUUUGAGUCGUAACAAGCUCAAUGAAGUUCCAAAAGAGAUUGGUGAAUUGAUUCAUUUGAGAUAUAUGAAUUUGUCUCGUAGUGGUUAUUUGAAAGAAUUACCGGAUGCUGUGUGUGAUUUAUACAAUCUACAAACUCUGGACGUUUCGUGGUGUGGUCAACUAGAGAAACUACCCAAGGCAAUGGGAAAGUUGAUUAACUUGAAGCAUCUAUAUGUUUGGGCUUGUGAUGGGCUGAGGUACUUACCGAAAGGGAUUGGGAGUUUGAAAAGUCUGCAAGUACUAGACUGGUUUAAAGUAUGUGAGGGUGAUGAUGAUGAAGCAUUGAAAUUAGGAGAUCUCGGAAUCAUGGACCAGCUUCAGGGGAUCCUUGUGAUAUCUAGAUUGGGGAAUAAGGAUGAUGCGAGUGAGAUUGAGAAAGCACAGUUGGGGAAUAAGGAGCACCUCUCUUUUUUGCGAGUACUUUUCUCGCAUGUAGAUGCAGAGCAGAGAAAAGGUGAUUCAGAAAUAGUGAAAGCAUUGCAACCACAUCAAAAUUUGGAAUUUCUUUGGAUUGGGUUUUGCCAUGGCACCACCGAGUCUCUCUAUUGGAUCAAGUCUUUACACAAUUUGAGAAGUGUUUCUCUCAUUGGGUGGAGAUUUUGUGAAGUUCUGCCUCCUCUUGGAAAAUUGCCAUCGCUUGAAAUUCUGGAGAUAUACGGGAUGGAGAAAGUGAAAAAGGUGGGAGUUGAAUUUCUGGGAAUAGAAGAAGAAGAAGAACAAGUCUCAAGAGAUCUAUUCCCCAAAUUGAAACAACUUCGGUUCCAAUCAAUGGAGAACUGGGAAGAGUGGGCCUUUCUUUCUGAAAUCACAAUAAUGCCACGCCUUUCUGAGUUGCUAAUUGUGAGUUGCCCAAAGCUAAAAGCACUGCCAGAGUUCCUCUACAAGAUACCAGCACUGCGUACUCUGAAGAUCAAGGGUUGUCCAAUUCUGGAAGGAGAAUACAAAAAGGACGUGGGGAAGGAGUGGCACAACAUUUCUCACAUCCCAAACCUCACAAUCCAAUCUGGAUGGAACUGAACAGGUUCUUCAUGAAGAACUUGCAAAUGCAAAUGGAAUGCGUGCAAGGUGUGCAAGUCAAUCAGGAUAGGCAUGCUAACUAGAUACACUUGAGGACUGCAUUGAAGCUUCUAGGACUAAGAAUGUCAUUGGAGUUGUCAAGCUGUUGAAGCUCUCUAGAUAGCUAAUUCAUAUCGAAACUGCUUGUUCUUCUCAGCAAAGGUCGUGACUGAAUUAACCUGUGAAGUCAGAGUUCAUCCAAUCUGACGUGCUUAUGCAACAUGUUGGGAUAUGGACUAUUCUUCAGUCGCUUAAAUGUUUCAUAGGAUGGAAUAUGUAUCAGGCAGAAGUUCACCACAAAGGAAAUUCCAUAUGCAUUUGACUGAUUGAUGUGACCCUUAACUCAAUAUUUUAUCUAUCUUAAGCAAUCCAAUGAGGAAGAUUUUUGUGAAAUGGACCUUAAUGCCGAUUGGGAUUUGGUAAAUGGGAGUUGAAAGAUUUUGUAAUAAUAAACAUGGAGCCCGAUAAAUGGUGUAAACUCAGACUUGAAAGAUUUAUUGGAUGAUUCGCUGCCCAAAUACAAAUCUCCAUGGAACUGAACAGGUAUUCAUAUUGUUGGAUUUCAACUACUUUGCAAGUACAGUUUGGUGUUUGAAGCUUGGUAAGUGUAUUUUACUAAGGGAAGGAAUUUGAAGUUGCUGAAUCAGUUCAAGGUAAUGGUGGUUCAGAAGUUGGAGCUGCAUGAUUCUGUUGGAGUGGAGGGACUAUAACACAAUCGUACACCAUACGGGAAAUUUGGUAUCCAUUUGAAUGAUUGAAGUGCCUCUCACCUAAACUAGGCUGAAGCUUUUGUGGAAUGGACGCUGACUGGGAUUUGACUAGUAAUUGGGGUUUGGAAGCUUUUUCUGCAAUCUGUCAUUUAACAAUAGGCAGCAGGGAGUUCGGUAAUUGGUGUUUCUGCAAAUGAACCGUUCAAAUGCUGCCACCUCAAUCGUUGAAGGCUACUUGAAGGUAAAAUAUAUGGUCCAGAUAUAAAGGAAUCUGUUGUGUUAAGCUACACCCGAACAUAGACUGGCACUUUGAUCGAACUACAAUGCCUGGAAUUGCAAACCGUUCGACCUCACCAUCGUUGAAGAGUAAAACGAGAUUGCUUGUGGCUCAUAGUGACAUGUUGGAGUGGAAUGAUAAGCUUUUCAAGGGAUUACUAAUUUAAAUUAGGUAUAUAGCAGUGUACUACGCAGCUAAACCUUAAUCCUAGUCUCUCUCAUCCAUAGUUUUCUAUGGUACAAGCAAAGGUCGUGACUGGAAUAACUAGUGAAGUAGGAGUUCAUCCAAUCUGAUGUGCUUAUGCAAUGUGUCAGGGGUAUGGAGGAUAGACUAUGUAUCAUGCGGACUUUCACCAUGAAGGAAAUUUGGAUACGGGAUUCGAAGUUGCAAAAUCAGUUGAAGUUAAACGGUGGUUCAGUAACUGGAGCUACAGGAUUCUGUUGAGUGGAUAAGGGAUUUGAGGAUGCAAAAUCAAUUGGUUCCAUAAUUGGAGUUGCAGGAUUAUGUUAUUAUGCAAAGGUGGCUACUGAAUGAACUUCUGAAGUCCGUGUUCAUCCAAGCUGAUUUUCUUAUGCAGCAUGUCGAUGGCUUGGGACAGCUAAAUGCAGUACUAAGAGCUUGUUGCGAUUGGCUCGCCAUAGGCGUCAUGGAUUCAAGUACCGGUGCAAUUGGACUAAGAAAGAGGAUGAAUUACAGAUCGGGGGUUUUGCGACUGGUCACCAGCUGAAUGCGUGCCAGUUAUCUCUGUUAAGUGUUAAUCACCAUUCCUUCCCAAUUUUGACUGGUUUCGGAUGCAUAGAAAGCAUGAGUUUUCCAAGUACUACAUUAUUAUUAUUUUUGGCAAAGCCAAAAGUAUUACAUUAAGAGUAUCAAUUAUAAGCUGCCCAAAAAAUAAUGGUAGCAAUUAUAAGUGUGUGAGACAGAUUGAGAUUCUAGGGCUGGGAAACAAAGGUAUUGUGAGAGAAUUCUUGGUGGAUUUUUAUUUUUAUUUUUUAUCACAAGCUAAUGAAAUCUUUCGGAGUAUCCCUCCCGAGGAUGUAGUCACUAAUUUUGCCAAAACCUCA
Molecule: messenger RNA, 5119 nt
Organism: Rosa rugosa (rugosa rose)
Lineage: Eukaryota; Viridiplantae; Streptophyta; Magnoliopsida; Rosales; Rosaceae
Product: disease resistance protein RGA2-like
Exons: 16
Coding region: 195-3029 (944 amino acids)
Biological process (GO): defense response to other organism
Molecular function (GO): ADP binding; protein binding
Source: RefSeq, a predicted model, not a curated record